This is a messenger RNA of Anopheles marshallii, 1575 nucleotides long. Its product is annotated as gustatory receptor for bitter taste 66a-like. Gene Ontology annotation, biological process: sensory perception of taste. The transcript has 3 exons. The record is from RefSeq and is a predicted model, not a curated record. The coding region runs from base 1 to 1575 and encodes 524 amino acids. Lineage: Eukaryota; Metazoa; Arthropoda; Insecta; Diptera; Culicidae. Gene Ontology annotation, cellular component: axon; dendrite; membrane.
AUGUCGGUUGUACCGGUUCGAAGCUUGCUCGAUUCACAGCAAGUGUUAUUUUACAUUUCGUCCAUCUUUGGCGUUAUUCCGUAUUCGCUAUGGGCAUUCGCGAAACGAACCGUGCUGCAGCUCUCCAUCUUGGGCAAUCUAUGGGUGGUCUGCAGCUUGAUCGUCUAUACUGCUCUGUACCAUGUGGCAACCACCAACUACGUGAAGGACGAUUGGGGAACACAGAAAACACUCACGAAUGCGAUUGGCAUUUUCAUCAUCUACAUGGAACCAUUGAUGAUGGCAACUGAUAUGGUGGCCGCAAUGGUAAAUCAGAAACAGCUAAUACAGUGCUUCGAUCGUAUUGCACGCAUCGACAGUCAUCUUGCCACGGAAGGAAUCCUGCUCAAUAGCUCCCGCUUGCGACGUACGACAAUCGUCCUGUUGCUGCUGAUGCUGAUCUUCGAAGGGAUAAUCACGGUGUACAGUUUCGUGGUGUUUGAAGAGGAGUUUACCUUCUGGUCGAUGAUAUGGUUUAUAACGACCAUACCGACCGCACUGAACUCGGUGUGCCGCAUCUGGUAUGUGAUGCUUGUGUUGGCCAUCCGGCAACGCUUCAACGCCAUGAACGCGCACAUGAAUGCGAUUGCACACGGCAUACUGAACUACAAGGAUCAGUUUGUCGGCGAACCGGAUCCGGACAUUACCGAGAUUCCGCUAGACUAUCUGGAGAAAGAAAUAUUCACCGUGUACACGCAGCGCCGCAAGCAAUUGGCGGCUACUCCACCGAAGAAACCCAUCACGCAGAUUAUUGCCGUGAAGCCGUACCAAGGCAAGCAACCGGUAAGUCCGCCAGUGAAAACAUCGAUCGUUUCGGCGAACCGUAACCGUGCCAUCCAACCAUGGUCGGACAUGGAAGGGCUCGGGCCGGCCCAGGAGUACCUACCGAGCGAUCUUCGGCUACGCGUCAAAAUUGAGCAACGAUUAGACAACAAGCUGAUACUUAUCUGCCGGACACAUGACGAGCUGUGUGAAGUUGGAAAGAUCGUCAACCGUAUGUACAGCGUCCAGAUGCUGGUCGCAAUGGCGCACGGUUUUGUGGCGAUAACGGCCGAGUUUUAUUUUCUCUACUGUAGCCUCACAGGGCAAGAGGUUCCCAUACUGUUUCGCUCAGCGGAAGUAUUUCUACUAGCAUUGACGUACAUCACCUACACGGCGCUGAAGUGUAUCGUACCGAUAUUUGUGUGCUGGAAGACAAAAACGGACUCCCAGCGAACGGGAAUCGAGAUGCAUUAUCUGGCGAAUGUGGUCGACGAGUGUCACUGCUACGAGGUGGUCAACCAUCUCUCAUUGAAGUUGCUGAACCACCAUUUAAAUUUCAGUGCGUGUGGCUUUUUCGAUCUGGACAUGACAACACUAUAUGCGAUAACGGGUGCGAUUACCAGCUACCUGAUCAUACUGAUACAGUUCAAUCUGGCAGCGAUACAGAAAUCCAGCAGCAACUCAACUAUUGCUUCUAACGUUACCAGCACUACGGCCAUUGCGGUUAUUGAGGAUGUAGUCAGCACUGCUCUAACAAAGUAUGUUUCAAAUUAA